AUGAGUCUCUACGACGAUUCUCAACGUGUGUGGAUGAAAGACAAAGAAACCUUCAUGACGGUUCUCUACAAAGACAAGGCCUCACCACCCUUAAUCACUAUCUCGAUCGACCGCAGUCAAUUGCUAAUAAACGCAGGUUCUGCUAUUGCGAGCAUCAUGACCAAUUUACACGUAUGGCUUUUCACUGUGGAUGAAGUAGAGGCAAUCGCCUUCGACGGCAACCUUACCGUGGUAGACAGUUCUUGGCUACAAGUUCGAGAAGGAGUGAUCGUCAAGGCGAAAUAUCAGGCACCCCGCAUUCCUGUUCCAACCAAUACAUUCUUAGACAAUGAAGUCGUGAGUAUGAAGGAGUACGGUCCAACAGUCUAA
Messenger RNA from Penicillium soppii, 369 nucleotides. RefSeq lists its product as uncharacterized. The coding region runs from base 1 to 369 and encodes 122 amino acids. NCBI's taxonomy places the organism in Eukaryota, Fungi, Ascomycota, Eurotiomycetes, Eurotiales, Aspergillaceae. The record is from RefSeq and is a predicted model, not a curated record. The transcript has a single exon.